AUGAAGAACUUGGGGCAAGCAGCGGCGAAGAAACGAAGACUAAUGAUUAGCAAAGGGAAAAGAAAAAUUAAUGAAGACGAAACAACAGAUUUAAUCGUGAGGGUAGGAGCAUUCGCAAGCGAUGACAAAACUCUUCUGAAACGUUACGAGGGCUUUAAGAAGUACGUAGUUGUGCUAUAUACAGACCCUGAAGAACGAGACCAAACACAAGUGAUAAAGGUUUAUCAUGGUGACAAGUUGAAGUUUAACAAAGAAGUAAUGAUUCGGUUAGAUUCUCAUGCAAGUUAUCUUUACGUAGAAUUGCUAGGAUUAUCGUCGAGGAAAGAUCCGGGAACCUCCCAUGGAGUUGUUGUGAUGGGUCGGGCUAAGAUUGGGUUGCCUAACAGCCACGAGAAGAUCUAUCGUAAGGCAAGUCUAGUCCUUUUGAACAGUGAUCGAUGUCUUGAGGAAAAGGGAUCCCUACAUAUUUCAAUGAAACUUGAAAGAACAGAAGGAUCAUGA
Molecule: messenger RNA, 501 nt
Organism: Arabidopsis thaliana (thale cress)
Lineage: Eukaryota; Viridiplantae; Streptophyta; Magnoliopsida; Brassicales; Brassicaceae
Exons: 1
Coding region: 1-501 (166 amino acids)
Source: RefSeq, marked reviewed